Messenger RNA from Schizosaccharomyces japonicus yFS275, 963 nucleotides. Its product is annotated as leucine carboxyl methyltransferase Ppm1. Gene Ontology annotation, molecular function: protein C-terminal leucine carboxyl O-methyltransferase activity; methyltransferase activity. The coding region runs from base 1 to 963 and encodes 320 amino acids. The record is from RefSeq and is a predicted model, not a curated record. NCBI's taxonomy places the organism in Eukaryota, Fungi, Ascomycota, Schizosaccharomycetes, Schizosaccharomycetales, Schizosaccharomycetaceae. The transcript is spliced from 4 exons.
AUGUUUGUUACAGAGACCGAUAACGACGCGUUGAAUUUUAGAAUCUCCGCUACGAAGGCCGGUUACAUUGAGGACCCCUAUGUGCUUCAUUUCCAAAACCGAAACUCGUUACCAAGACCACCAUUAAUCAAUCGUGGAACAUUUGUUAGAACAUGGUCUAUUGAUGCUCUUUGUGAAGAGUUUAUUCUUCGUGUACCUGGAAUGAAACAGAUUAUUUCACUUGGUGCCGGUACUGAUACUCGAGUUUUUCGCUUCCUUGCAAAAUACGGUCCUUCCAAGUUUGUGUACCAUGAAUUCGAUUUUCUUGUCAAUUGUGUCAAAAAACUACGCGUCAUUUCUCGACACAAGGACAUGUCAGACCUUUUGGGGGGACCUGAUGGUUUUAAGAUUGAUGCUCGACAAGGUACCCUCCGUUCCGCUUCCUAUAACCUUACUUCGAUGGAUAUUAAUGACCUUGCGAAGCAGCCCCUGUUAGAGCACAUACGCCCAGACCUUCCGACCAUUCUGCUCUCCGAAUGUUGUCUGUGCUAUCUAAGUGUCGGCGGUGUAGACGCCAUCUACCAGUGGGCUACGUCUACUUUUCCCUCUUUAAUGACCAUUAUCUAUGAACCAAUCCGAAGCUCUGACCCUUUUGGUGCCAUGAUGGUUCGAAACCUGAGUGCUAGAGGUAUUACGAUGCCUACUCUUUCUCAUUAUGACACACCUGAUGAUCAAAAGAAGAGAAUGCGCGAAUACGGCUUCUCUUUCUGUAAUGCUCUUGAUUUUUAUGAAAUUGAAAAGCAAUGGUUUUCACAGGAACUUGUUAAACGUUUGAACCAUAUAGAAAUGCUUGAUGAACUUGAGGAAUGGGCUCUUUUGGCUUCCCAUUAUUGUCUUGUUUAUGCUAUCUCCAAGAAGUGUGAAGAAUCAAUAAAACAAAACAAGGACUUGUCCGACCACAAUACCAAGUUAUUCCCGUUUUAG